Molecule: messenger RNA, 33027 nt
Organism: Cuculus canorus (common cuckoo)
Lineage: Eukaryota; Metazoa; Chordata; Aves; Cuculiformes; Cuculidae
Gene: GRXCR2
Product: glutaredoxin and cysteine rich domain containing 2
Exons: 15
Coding region: 253-996 (247 amino acids)
Biological process (GO): sensory perception of sound
Cellular component (GO): microvillus; stereocilium base; stereocilium shaft
Source: RefSeq, a predicted model, not a curated record
UCCUUUCUCCUUGUGGUGAGACAACCUGUCCCCUAUUCACUGACCCGCCUCAUGUUUCACCACCAUCGAUAUUUUCUCUUUGUGAAUAUCUAUCAAUAUUUAAUACCGUGGUGUCAGUUCUGCUGUAAGAUGAGAGGAACUACUAGGAACGUUGAAUUAUACAUUGUGUGGCUGGAGGAAGCUGGGGAGUUUUCUUUUGGACCCAAAGCUCUUGGGGUUGAUCUCCAGGACCUGUAGCUUGAAAUCCUAAUAAUGGAUGAGCCCCAGAAGAAACUCAGUCAGCGGCACGAGGGAAGGCCCCGCAAAGUGAGGUUCAAAAUAUCAUCAGCUUACAGUGGGCGAGUGUUAAAACAAGUCUUUGAGGACGGGCAGGAGCUUGAGCUCCCAGCCAAAGAGCGCUCUCGGCGUUUCCUCCGCCACAGCUUUGAGCCAGUGGACCAUUUCUGUGGGGCUGUGGAAAAGCCAGAAAACAGACUGUACCCACCAGCCAAGCUGACUGCCCAGCGCAUCAGCAUAUUCAGAGAGGAUGAUAACUACAGUCUCACCAGCAACUCGCCGCUCCUCAGCAACCACCAGCCCGUUGAGAGCGACUGCAGGGCUUCCCCAAUUAUAGAUUUUGGCAAGAUCAUCAUCUACACCAAUAAUCUGAAAAUCAUCCGUGCACCGAUUGGCCAGAAAGAGCUCAUGAGGAGAAUCAUCCACACUGAGGGGAUAAAUGACUGGACCUUCAUACACCGGGAAAGGAGAGAGACAUUUGGUGGUGGACAUAAAAAAGUGGUGGACGAGGAGAAAAAGGCAGCCUGCCAGUACUUGCAGGAAGGUGAUGCUGAACACGGCUGUUCCCAGUGUAAAGGGUCAGGCUCUGCUCCUUGCUCACUGUGCCAUGGAAGCAAGUUUUCAAUGCUGGCAAACCGAUUCAGGGAGUCCUAUAGGGCUCUCCGAUGUCUGGCUUGCAAUGAAAGCGGGCUGCAGCCCUGCCGGAUCUGUGCUACCUGACCAGACUGCCCUCCCUCAGCAGGCACUGCUGCACUGCUUUGCUGUAGACUUUGAAUUCUUCAGCCUUCAAGCAGCCUCACUCUAAUGACAAGUCUUUAAAACCUGGGAAAGGCAUGCUAUACACACCUCACAGUAAAUGUGAAUACUGCUCCUCUGCUUCUGACUGUCCCCCUCUCUGCUACAUGCACCUCUAACUUCUGCAUCUGCCUGGGUGUGGGUUUGCAGAGGUGCUGUCAGUGGGGGUGAACAUAACCUGGAUGCUGGAGGAAAUGAUCAGCAUUUGGAAGUUCAGCACCUGUGUAAAUGUCUCUGGCAUCUGGAACUCAACUAGAAUUUGCCAGCACUCUCCCUCAGGUUGGGAUCUCAUGCCUGGCACAGCUGGGUCUUGACCCAGCGGGUGCUCUGAUAAUACCAUUAAAAGCAGCAAAAGUUGAUGCAGUUUGGGCAUGUUGGGAGUGUGUCAGGGAGGUUGGUUUGUAUGAGGUUUGUGUUAAGAGUGUGAGGUUGGUUUUUUUGCUGCUCCGCAGCAGAGCAGUGCCUGCCCUAGGUUUAACGUGCUGAACAUUUUAAAAGUCUGCUGUCUUUUGUCAUUAACUUUGUGCUUGCCCUGCAGAGUCACAGGCGUUUCCUGAACAUUUAAUGAUUCUCACAUCCCUGUUAGUGGAUGCAACGAUUCCUCUGGGGUCUGAUCCAUGGGAAGAAGAUGAAAAUCCUUCCCCAAACUGGAACACUCAAAAGUGCACAAAAUUUCAUUAUUAUAAAUAGAGAUUAUUAAGUUUUUAGUCUACUCGCUAGGAAGUGCUGAAGUAAACCUCCCCUGUACAAUGCUCAGCAGUUUUCAGGAUCAGGCUGGUAGUGGGCAGGACUUCUGUUGCUUAAUAUUAAUCUCAUGUUGUCAUCUGCUGAAGGUAAAUGCUAAUUAGUCCAGGUGAAGCAAUGCUGCGGGAUGCCUCGCAGGCUGCCACUGGUGGCACAGAGCCCAGGGGCUUCAGGAGGGGGAGGCAAACGGGGGACUUAGUGUGUUUUCCCUAAAGCCUUAACUUAUUACAUUUUAUAUUCACAAGUAAUGUUAUUGCAGCCUUAAUGCACAUAUUGCUGCUGAGGCUCUGUUAAGAGACUGCAGGUGUGUGCUUCAUGCUGAGGCUGCAACCCAGACAGGGUAAUUUAUGACCAUGUUUCUGUUUUCCUAUGGCAGGUUAUAAGAUUUCUCUGCAAAAUGAUUGGACUCGAUGAUCCAGUGGGUCCUUUCCAACCUGGUGAUUCUAUGAUUAUACGAUUAGAAAUAAUGCUGUUUAUCUUUAAAAUAGUUAAAAAAGAAUACAACAUAUCACAUAAACCACUCCAUGAUUCUACAUCCAAGGGAUAUGAGUCUUGGGCUCCCUCACACUGCCUGGCAUCCCUAGGAUACCCAGGCUGGGUCCAGUGCUGGCUUCCAGCGGGGACGAUGCUGGUAAAGCUGUGGCUGUCUUUGGCCAGAAAGAGCCCAACUACCGCUUGUAGAGCACCAAGACAUCCGAGGGGGGUGUUGAUGCAUCAAAUCCUGCCUGCUCUGAGCCAUGAUGGGCUCGGUGGGAGUACAGCACGGCUGCCCUAUGGCAUAAGGGACUGUGCACAGCUAGGACAGCAGCACCUGCCCUUCCACGGACUCAGGCAUGGUGCUGGGAUGUGAAAGAAGGCUGGAUCAGUGGAAAUAAGUUCUGGUUUCCUGUCCUUGCAGAAUCUGACCCCUGUGUCACUGCUGGGUGUGAUGUGGCUUUUGGCCUGGUGCUGCAGCAAUCGUUAGACUUUUAUGUAGGCUUUCAAAUGGAAAUGUUUUGCAGCAGUGGAAGGCUGUGUUAACCACAGGCAAACAGCAUUUCUGUGUGGUAUCUGUUCCUAGCAAGACAGCAUCCCACUAAGUCUUCCUUCUGAGCACUGUUGUGUCUUGGAGCCGAGCUCCAAGCUGUGCUUCAAUACUGUCCUUUUCAUUGGCAUUUUCCUUUGAACAGCAGCAGAGAAAUAGGGAUGAAUUCUAAUCUCUGUUGUACCUGAUGCGGGGCUUUUGCCCUCUGGCUGGGACAGGUUUUUGUGAACACACAGGCAAAGAACAGAGCGGGCUCCAUUAUGUUUGUUUUGGCCGCAUGUGUUUAAAUGUUAACACCAAGUGAGCAGCUGUACAGUGCAGGGCAUUUUCUUGGCACAGAAGUCAAUGGGCUUGCAAAUGCUCUCUGCAGGACAAGAUGUUAAAACAAAUGUUGACUUUGGGCUAAAUUAAUCCUUGAUGCGACCAACGUAAAACACAAGGAAGGAUUCUUUUGUUUCAGCCAGUCUCGAUCUCCUGUGAGCAGAGGUCCGGCUUGGACAACGGCAGUGCUGGAAGGAGCCCAGAGCAGCCCUGCUCAGGAGAUGCAGAGCCAGCUCUGGCACCUGGGCACCCGUGUGACUGAUGCAGAACCUGCCUGAUGUUUGCUGUGGGGCCAGUGCCCAGGGCAGCCCUGGUGGGCACAGCAGCAGAGCCGAGCCCUGCGUGCUCCCUUGCAGCCGAAGCAGUCCCAAUUCAUCAGCGGUGGCGCAGCAACAUGCAGUGAGCAGCCCUGCUGCUGCCGUCCUGGGUGCUGGGAAGCACAGAAUACCUCCUGCUAAGUAACCUGAUGUUAAAAAUUGCCAGAUCCUUAACAACUGGAUUGGUUUCAUGGAUUUGGGUAGGAGUGGGAGGCAAUACAUUGCAUUCCUACCAAGAAAUAACAAGUUUUUCUUGUUUGCAGAAGUCACCAGGCUUCUACAUGUGAUGUCAGUGGGGUCAGCUUCUCAUCCUCAGAGUCCAUCUUGUGUGGAAAUGACUGCUGAGGGGUGUGAAUUGCUGAAACAUGUGGUGGUAUGGUUUUGUUUUCCUUGACUGCCUGAUUUUCUCUGGUGUUUGAUGGCUCAGUGCAAAAUGGAAUUGGAUCCCUGCAGUGCUGUCAUGCUCUGUACUGAAACUCAAAUCUUCAUGUGUGUAAAAUUGUUUUACAAAGGAAAUCCCCCAAAUGUCACAAGUUGAAGCACCAGAACUCUGGACAGUGAAUAUAGGCAGAGAUGCUUAGUCUGGAGUAUUUCCAUUUCUCUUCUAUUUCUGUUAACUGUCUACAGCUGUUCCUUUCUUGCCCUAGAACAGCACUGUGCAAACAGGCAUUUAGGGGUUGUGUUUUCUUAAAAAAAUAAUAGGGAAAAAAAGCAAACAUUUCUGCUGCAGAAAUCCCGAGUUGUGUCUUUGGGCAGUCAGGUUUGUGAAGCGUGCAGUUUAGACUGCCACACUAUGGAUGAGCAGGAGAUGUGCUCUGGAACAGUCACAUGAAAACUCUGAACAAACUUGGGAAAGGGAAGGCAGGGCCACCUUUUGCUGCUAUUCUUGAGUGCCUGGCUGUUAGGGGCGAGAGGAGAAGCAGAGUUAGUGCUUCCCAUUGUGAAAGGCUUGAACCCAAGCAGAAAUGCAAAUGGAAAUUGCAUUCUGUAGCGUGCUUCUAUCUUGCUGAAGAAGGGAGGUUGGAGGUGAAUAGUGAGGCUAAUUAUGACAGCCAGAAGCGCGGAGCAGAAAGGUUAAAAUAACCCUCAUUUGUGUGUGGCAGCAAAGUGCAGCACAUGCUUUUAGCCAGGAAUUUGAUAUGAUUGAAAAACUAAUUGCCAUAGUUACUCCGAAGUCCCAGAGUUUGAGCUGACUUCAGGGCUCCUGCUCUGGUCGUUUCUGUCAGGAUUCUGCAGGCUGAACAUUUGGAUGUUGUUCUGUGGCAAAACAGUGUGAGAAGUUGCCACCAGAUGAGCUCUCAGAGGAGACCAAAGCCAAAGCAGCCAGAGUUCUUCUAGGGCAUGUUUGUGCCGAGAUAUCUCAGUUGGAUGUCCACUGGAAUGUGGACUUGAUGGUCUUAGAGGUCUUCUCCAACCUUAAUUAUUUUAUGGUUCUAGGAUCUCCUGGCUCACAGAAAUCCCAUGUGUUACCUUACUGGGGUGUUUCAACUCAGGAUCUCUGAGGAUGGAGUACAGAAGGCACUAAGCCUCUGGAAAGUGUCAGCGUGGGCUUCUCUCUCCCAAGCCCAUGGAUCUCUCAGGUUUAGGUUUCAAAUAUGGCUGUGCUGUAACAGGAUGAGACCCAGUUUCUCAGGAAAUGGGCUCGUUACUGCAGAACUGCAUCCCCUGCUGCUGUUGAGUAGCGCCACCAAGGACUGGGUGGCCUCUGGCAUCGGAUGCUGGGCUCCCUAUCCUUGUGUGCUGCCUUAGAGAUAUGCUUGAAAAUGCUUGGCCUUUGCUGUGUGUUUCUGAAGCAAACGGCCCCUCGGCGGUCGGUGUGGGACAACAGGCACUGGCAGAGCACGAUCCCGAGGGAUGUGUUGGGUGUGCGGAUGGUGGUGGGUGGUCUGCAAGGACUGCUCUCUUUCUGCUGAGUACACCUUGCAGACACCCGCGAUGUGAGGAAGAUGGUGGCGGCAGUAGGGGCAUCGCCUUCCAUCGGGGCUGGUGUGGCCAGUGCUGGGCAGAGCCGCUGCGUGCCAGGGGCUGUGGGGUGGGCAGGCUCAUUCCCCCUUGUGAGUGCAGGCUGAGAGGGGACCUGGCCCCAGCCUGAGGUUUCUGCAGGGUGCCCUGAGGUUGUGCAGGUGUCACCUCAAGGAGAGACCCAAACUGCGAGCCAAACUUCUCAUUCAGCUGUAGCAAAUGGGUUUGUAUUUGGAGUAAGUGAAAGGCUUUUGCAUUUAUUGAUCUUUGUCCCAGCAGGAAUCUGUGCAGUUCAUUUGCUGGACUUUUGGAGCUUUUAAAAUUACAUUUAUUCACAGCCACCACUUUUCCAAACCGGUAACAAAGUGGAGGAGCCUGACAGGGUUCAGCUGAUUUUGCAGUGUCGCCGCUUUAUUCCCUCAGAGUUAAAAAAGAAAGAAUCGGAAUAUUUAUGACUUUAAAUGUUAUUAUUUUUUGCAAGUCUUUGAAGCUGCUGGUUUGAUUUAUGUGGGCUCCGUUUGAUCUCGCAUGUAAAACCAGCCCUUCCUUGCUUUGAAAUAUUUCACUUUUAAACAAAUCGUUACGUGUAACCUGCAGUGAUUUCUCCGCGCUGCGAACACGGAGCCACUCCGAGAGUCCCGCAAUUCCCAUCGAAGAACUCCUAGGAAACAGCGGCGUGGUUGGAAACCGUGGCUUCUGAUAAAUGAUCUUGCGCUUUCCAGUUAGGAAAGGUACAUGGGGGUCUUGAUUCCCUGAAUUUAGAAUAAUGACUAACAAUAAUGAACACAAUCGGUUCCGUGUGGAAAACAAUCGAUCCACGGCACUCCUGUCGCUGCCCCGUCCCUGGAGGAGCUCGAGGACGGUCCCGGGCAGCCAGAUCCAGCGGGAGGUGCCGGGGGGUGGAGCUGGAUGGGCUGUGAGGUCCCUCCCAACCCGAAGCAUCCCGCGAUCCUGUGGUUUCCAGGAAGAGGGAAGUGGAGCGCAGGGCUCCUCCUGCGGGCGGUGCGAGGCUCCCAGGCCGCCACGGGGCGGCGCUCGCUCCGCGGCCAGCGGCUCCCCCGGCAGCGCGAGCGGGGCUGCGCGGGACCUCGGAGCCACCCAGGCCCACCCCUUGCAGGGACACCUCCCCCUGCAUCAGGGGCUCCGAGCCCCAUCCCACCUGGCCUCGAGCAGCUCCAGCGGUGGGGACAUCCCCCACCUCUCUGGGCAGCCUGGACCCUCCCCACCCUCACAGCAAGAAGUGUCCUGAACAGCCUCCCCAGCUUUUGCUGAAAAUGGGCGAGUAGGAAUCUUCUGCAGCCCGCGAGCUGUGGGUUUGGAGAUCUGCAGGGCAAGGGAUGCUGGUGGGCUUUUCUGGUGCCUGACCUCAGCAGCAGCUACGUCCUUUCAUGGCACAACCACUUCAAAAGUGCUUAAGCAGCCGCACAGAUGUCUCUGAUCAAGCGACCACUUGAGUGUGAAGCAGAAAGCAGCAGAGAGACUUCACUGUGUGAUCAGCUCGAGCUGGGAAGAGCUGGACCUUGGAAAUAUGAGAAGGUAGACAGCAUUUUUUUUUGCAGUAACAGGGAUGGUUUGGAAACUGGAAUUCAAUUUACAUAAUGUGCCAAGGUAUAAGAUACCUUGAUGAGUUUUGUUCAUUUUACUGUCCUGCCCACCCCUUUGAUUGGGGUGAAGGAAAGCUCCCCAAACCUGCCCUCCAUGAAAUGACUGGGGGGACAACCCCCUCUGCUCCGCCAGCACCCCAGCGAGGGCUCUCCUUCGGGAGCGGGAAGGGCGGGAGUCUCUGCAGCAGCACUGACUGGGGCUCCCCUGUCCGGGCACCUGGAGUGAAAAUCACCUACUGUCUGCCCCAUGGGCAGCUCGUCCUGUGUACAGAGCCACACAGCUGGGAUCCCAAACCCAACAGCUAACCAGUGCCAGCCUGGCAUGACCUGCUGCUGGCAUACAAACGCAGUGCCAUGGGAAAGGGAGAGGUGGCUUAACUUCCCACUUUUCUGUGGGAAAACAAACCCUGCAUGUGGGGUCUUUUACUGACUGUUUUCUUGAACUAAGGAUCAAAAUGCAACUGUUGGAUGAUGGCAUUGGGAGACAUCCCAUCAUUUUUGGUGGCUUUCAUCAGCAAAGGCAUAUCUAAUAUGGUGCAUAGCCAGAUGUAAAGGAUUAAAGAGGACCAGGAUGCAGCCUGUUCUUCCUCCUCUGCCUGGAUGAAAACAGCAUCUGGUGGUGUUUGACACAUUCAGCAAGUGAUGGCAGGAUAGUUUGGGAUGUGUUCAGUAUUUCUUUAUUUGGCUUUGAAAGCUGUGCAGGUAUUCAAAACAGCGAAAGCAACAGGCCCAGCUGCGUAAUGCUAAUUUUGUGUUGCAAUUUCAUUUAGAUAAAUUACUCCUGCGGGUUCCUAAUAAAAACAGAUGCUGGCUUGUGUCAUAAUCAGUGAACAAUUCUGAUAACCAGAGCAGCUAUUUUUAGUUUUCCGUUAACCCAGUUCAGCCUUACAUCAAGUUGUAUUAAACUUAGAAGAUACAAAUAGGAUCCACACUGGUUAUUCAUUUGCUUCAAAGCAUGCCAAAGCCGUCUCUUCUUCUUCGUGUAGUAGGUGGGAUAAGGGAGUAGCUGGAAGGCAAGUGAUCUGUCAAGUCUCAAGCAGCACGGUGUACUCAUAGCUGGUGUGGAAGCAUUAAUUAGAGGAGCGAGCUCAAGCCAAGUAAUGAGCACAGCAAAGGGUCACCAAAGACCAAGAAACCUGCCCUACAGAAACCAUCCUGGCAGCUGGAACAGGGGAGUUGGGUUUGCAGCGCUGGGUGGUUGCAGCCCCGGAUGUUGGUGGGUGCUCAUCAGGGCAGUGCGUCUCUGCAGGGAGAGGCAUGCGAGUCCCUGUUUGUCUCCAUUGGCCUUUGUGCGUGGCAGGCACUGAGCCUGGAGGAGGAAAGCCCACUGGAGAGGGGAAGUGACCAGUCCCGUGUCAGGAGGGAUGGACAGCCAGGGCACAGCACAGUCUGUGCCUUCUUCCCUGUCAUCUUUGUCCUUCCAAUGUGUUCAACAUGCAUUCAAAUUUAUUCCUAUCCCUAUGAAGCUUUGAAGUGCAGGGCUGGCCUUUCUGAAGGCGAGGUGGCUUUGGGGGGUGGGUGUUCAGUCUGCUGUGUGAGAAGCGGUUGAUCUAAUGGAGCCUUGAUCUCUUCUAGACAACAACAGCUUAUUGGAAACUUCAUUUAAUCAUAUCAACUGUUACCAUUUAGAAUCAUAUUAAAAAAAGUUUCUGUUUCUCCCAAAGCAACUUAGGUAAGGAGAAAAGCGACGUAAGCAAAUGAAAAUCCAGCCCCAGAUUUUUUUCCCCUCAGUUUAGCUCAGUAGAGAAUGAGCUUUAUAACAAUUCUUGAGUUUUGCAAGUUUUCUGGUUUUGCUGACUCCCUUUUCCAAAUUGUAGAUUUUAUCAACUAAUAGUUGCUUUGACAUUAAGUGCACUGCUAAAAACAAUUAGUAUGCACAAUUAAGUGUCUAUACCAGUUUUUCUUUUUGUGGGAAAAGUUUUAUUUGAGCUCCUCAUUAUUUUAAAGCAAUUUGCAGAAAAAAGUGCUAUUAGGAAAAUGGAGCUGAUGGCAUUUGGAGUGAGCUGAACGCACGGUUAAGCAAAUCAGAAAUUAGUGUAAAUUUCUUUCAUUUCUUUCAUUUGACUUCAUUUGCUGUGGAUCAAGUUUGAUAUAAAUGAUAAAAAAUAGGUCAAGCUUUUAAAGUACUGAAGUCUUUCUGUGCAACGAAACCAAACAGAACUGGCAAGAGAACGAUUUGGAUUUUUUUUUUCUGAUCUAUGUUGGGAUGAUUUUAAUAACCCUGUUGUCUCUUGAAACAAGGGGCACUCUUGUCUCAGAGCACACCCCAGGACUUAAAGAGCCUUCCUGUGUUGUGGAGACAGGGCAAGGCGGUCUUUGUGGCUCCCAGUGGUGGAGCUGGGCACAUCCCCCUCCGCCCAGCGCCGAGGAGAUCAGCUUUUAGCCCAUUGUGUACGGAACUGCUUGCUCUGCUGAUUCAAAGCAGUGGAAAAAGAGAUGGGUGAGUUUAGUCUAGCAUGAUAACUGCUACCAGUUGGGAUCAUUUUUCCCUAAUGGUUUGUGUUCUGCUCGGAUGUUAUUGCCAUGCCGGGUGCUCAUUGAGCCUUUGCUUUAGGGAAACGCGGCUUCUGCUGGGGCACGACUGGCCUGGGCCCUUCGAGUGUCUGGCUUCCAUGUGUUACAGAAAGGCACAGUGCCUGGACUGCGGCUUUUAGUGUGAUAGAUAUAGACAGGGCAGGAGAGAAAGGAGACGCAAUUAAAUGCCCUGAUUCUACAGUUACUUAUGUGCCUAAUAGCAGCUGGAGCAUCUAAAUUCGUAAAUUAGAUAUAAUUAGUUCAUUUGGCUGAAUUACGGAAAUGUAGCUUGUGGAUAUCGUAACACCAAGGGAUAUGGAGCAGCUGCUGGAGCAAGGCGGGGACCGGUCGGUAAUGCAGGAGGAGAGGAAACAGAUCAGAGAAAGGUAGGACCCCAAGAUGAUUUGGUGGAUCAUAUUUGGUUGCAGCAAUAUCCUCUGUCAGAAACCAACACAGUAUUUGCAAGGUAAAGGAUAAUUUAAUGUUUUUUCCAAAGCCUUUUCAGUUCUGCUGUGUUAAGCCACAUGUAAAGCCCUGAAGGGGAAGGUGUUGGGCAGCCUGUGUUGCCGACUGCUCCUGCUCUCUGAAGGCAGUGGAAGAGACAGCAGGUUUGCGGGAGAGUGCCUGGGAGCAGGACCACGGCUCUGUUCUGUGCGUGUCUGAUGAGGCCCUAAAUGUCUCAGACACUAUGGGAAAAUACUGGAAGGUUGCGAGGAGCCGCUGGUGGCUUCAGCAGGAGUAUGAGUACUGGGGAGAUACAUGGAUUAAUAACACUCAAACCCCUACUCCCUCCUAUAAGCUUGACCUGAGAGAAGGAGAUUCCAUGGAGGGGGUGAGGUAGGUGACAAGAUUCAGAAAGGGUUCAAAGUGAAGGAGAAGGCAAGUUUCAUGCUCAGCAUCUCCUAUUCAAAGACAGCCAAGGCUGCAGGAAGGUUGCUUCACCUUGUUUUCCUUCCCAUCAUUUAGUCAGAUGGGAUUGAACAGGAAUUCUUCCAUCUCCUCCCUCAAUGUAUAACAGAGGUGUACACUGAUUUGAUAAUGGCAAGCAUUUUAACCAGAAUACUAGAAAGGAUGUAGUUUAACAGUUGUAAAAUUAGAAGGAAAGGAAAACCCUAAGAGAUGAGAAAAUAGCUGGUAUUAAGGUGACAGAAUAAUCUUGCCCCAUAAUAGCAUUCUGUGCUGCUUAAAGCAACUGUCUGCAGCUGAUAUCUGUCAAAUCCUAUCAGGAAUGUAAGGUGACAUUAUGAAGUCUCUAGAUGUAUUUUCAUGUCAUUUAGCUGAUUCAUGUCAUUUGAUAAAUUGCAUGUUUGUGAAAUCAAUGUUCUUCACCAUGUGUAUUCUUCUGCUUUGCCAGUGUCAAAAGUUCUGUGCUAGAGACAACAGUAGCAAUUCAUGAGUGCUAUUGUUUCACAAGAUCUUACCACCUUCUUAUUAAAAACCUGUAUUCAUUUUCCAGCAGACUUGGUAUAAAAGAUUAAUGAGAUACAUGAAGAUACAUAAGCAAAACCCCACCCUGCUCGUUUGGUGUUGAAUUGAUUCACAGGGAAUUAUUUGCCAUCCCUACAGACCAGCUCUCCAAUCAGCUGUUUGUCCUCGAAGAUGCAAAGAGGAGGAGAGGUGCCUCGUUGCUGUUUCUUAGAGGUAAUCUGUUUUUAUACCUCAGCCAGAGCUCUGGAAGUGCAGGGAGGCUUUUUUAUUGUUAGCCUUGAGCAACGACUCAAAACUAAACAGCACCAACCGAAUGUCUGCAAGUUGGCUGAAAACAAGAAGCUUCUGAAGGCUGUUGGGGUGAGUUCCAGUGGAUGGUGGGAUGGGUGUCCCGACACGGCAGCUCCAGCCCUUCCUCACCCCCGGGCACAGCAGUCUGUUUCCUUUGGACUGUCUCUCUCCAUCUGUGUGCUGUGGGGUCCAUCAUGCCUGUGCAGUGCUAACAAGUUCCUAGCCUACAUUUCCAGCAUAAAGCACAAAGUGGUACCUGGGGGCUGGCCUUUGUUUUCCUAAAAGUUUAAACUGAAGUGAGAGCCAGCAUUCCCAAGUCACUGUGCUCAGACAAAGUACAGAAUUCCAGCACGCUUUGGGCUGAAGGACCUUCAAAGAUCAUCUAGUCCAACACCCCUGCCGUGGGCAGGCACACCUUCCACCAGACCAGAGAGAGUUGCUCAGAGUCCUGUAUCCCGAGGUAGAGAAUAUUUUAUUGCUCUCUAUGGAAUUAAGUUCAUACAUUAAACAAGAAAAGAUGGUAGUAGCCUCUAGGAGCUUCUCUAACACAUCCUGAGAUAAAACCUAGAAAGAAUAUAUGAAAAGCAGAGAAAAUUUUCAUACUGAAUAGCCAAGUUUGUUUACGUGUGGGACACAUAAUGGGAUACAGGCCUUUCAACUGAAAAAAAAAAAAAAAUCAGAUUAUUUCCCAAAGGCAGGCAUCACGGAUGAAAUUGCCUUCAUGCGUCACACUAAAGUCUAUGAAGUAUGUUGGUAUUUCCUUCUCUCUCAAACUACCUGACAGUGGCUGGUGAAUUAACAGAAUGGAUGAUUUUUUGAUUUCUUUGCAUGUCCCUGUCACACAUUACGCUGACAGAUACCCACUGGCUCUGGAUGGUUGGAGUGGGUUGGGUCUGAUUUUUUUCUGAAGCUAGUGGGAUUUUCCCAUUGAAAUUCAAGACUCUUGAGUUAAACCUUUCUUAACACAGCAGCGGGUCGUGAUUUUUCCCCCUCUCUUUUUCUUAAAUCUCUUUUCCAUCCUCGGAGGAGCCUUGCCGUAGUUCUCCCAUCUCCAGGCCAUUGCCAGUGCAGAGACUGCACUCCAGGCAAUGCCGUCCCUUCGGGAAGGGCCGGGGCUGUCCCGGGGGAUGCGAUGUGGGCGUCCGAGAAUCUCUCUCCUCACUGUCAGCGUCCUGACUGCCUGCCCGAACCAAAAUGAAACUCCAGGCAGCGUUCCUGCCUCCUGAGUGGUCAGCAAGUUCCGGUGUUUUGGGGCCUUUCUUCCUGAGUUGUGUUUAGGAGGAAUGGUGAAUCUUUACCUGCCCAGUGUGAGUUGCUGAGAUCCAAAGCUGUUGUGGAAUUGGUCUGUCUGACAGCCUUUUUAUUGGCAACAAAGCUAUGGAAAUGAGAAACCUGUGCAGGAGGUGAACCGGCUGCCCCGUCUGAUGGCAAAUGGGAGCUGAUGAAUUCUGCACGGGCAAUCAGGGCUAUUGCACUUCAGUCUUUGAUCUUAUCAGAUCUUGCAGAAUACGUUGGUUGGAGGUUGGCCGGUACUUGGAUGAGAGCUUUCAUAGAACUUUCAUGAUACCGUGCAGAAUUGUUUGUGACUGAAGAUGGCACUUUCUGCUGUGAGUCAGUCCUGAACAAAUACCCCAGCCUGGAGCCAGGGUGCUGGAACGCCAUGGGCUCCAUCUGUGGAGGAUGUGUUAGAGGCGGCCGCACAAUCUGAUUUCCUAUGAACUGUGGAACAGAUGUCCUGGCCAAAAUCAAACUUAUGUAAUUAAUCCUGCAUUCAGAUAUUCCAGAGAAUAGUUAUUAUUUCUUUUCACUCUCUCCUAAGCUGCCCCUGAGGUUUUCUGUGCGUGUCUGCAGCGUUUCAGAGAAGGAUUGAGAAGGAGAUUGUGCCUGUGGGCAGAGGUAGUUGUGAGAUUCUGACAGUUAUUCUGUGCACACCCAGUGUGUGUGUGUGGUGUGGUGUGCGGGAAUAACCACAGAAACGUCUGGCCAUUUAGAAAUCUCUCUUAAUUCCCACUUGCAAAGCGGCAUGGGCCGUUUUUAUACACAUUGUGCCCUGUAGACUCCUCCUUCUCCCCAAGGGGAAUGUAAUGCACCUCAGCACAGAGGUCCUCGGGGCUGGAUGCGCAGACUGCCUGGGAGAGGAACCCGGUGCAUGCACAUCCAAGGGCUCGUGGUGCUGCCAAAAGAGAAGUCUUCUGUACCAGGAGAUGUCCCUGCAUUGAUGGGGAAACUAGCGUGGAAAGCUGGCCAUCCUUUUUAAAGCACUGCGGGACUUUUAUAGCAGUGUUCUGUGAGCGGUGUCUCAUUUGCCAUUAGCGAGUGACCCCUUAAUCACAUCGACAAAUAAUCACUCACAUGAGUAAUCCUGUUGACAUCAGCUGGACUAGAGCUGCAUCAUUAUAAUUUAGCAAAUAACUAUUGAGUUGUUUAGAGUAUAAAUGCUUCUAAUUUAUCUAGAAAUGGAAGGCAUUUCUAUCUCAUUCAUUAAAGAAAACGUGAUGUGAAUUAUCACUUGCUUACCACAUGUAAAAAAGGGCACAUUUUAAGGAGGAUAAUGCAAUAAAAGGAAGGAAUCUUUUCCUACCAGCAGCAAUGUGAGUUUCUCUGUUACUGUUCCCCAUGGCUUUCUGCUACCUAACUAGUAACUCAGGUUGAAUCUAAUGCUGGCUUCUUUCUAGGUAAGACAUCCUCAGUCAGGAAUGCCCUUUGUUUCAAGUUUGGUUCCUUCUUUAGUUAGGGGUGGGUGACACUGGUAUGUUCUUGCAGAGCUGCGUGGCUUUGUGGAGGUAAAAUCGGCAAUGAGCAAAAAUGAUUUCUGCUGGAGAUUUGCUGAUACAACUCUGCGGUUGUGCACAAUGUGGACUCGUUGCAACAACCUGUUGUAUUUUGUGUGGACUGGGAUAUGACUCUGCUUCUUUGGAAGCCACCAAAGUCCCCAGUCCUGCCAAAUUCCUGUCUGGAAAUUGGAUUCCCCUCUUUAAACUUCCGUGCAGUUCCAGCCUGACCUGACAUGGCCUCUAGCAUGUUUUCCCAGGGGUGCAGCACUCAGCCACUGCUGGGCCCAGGGGACAGGGAGGAUUGUCCCUUUUAUUGGGGUCCUUCAGGCUGAACGCUGAAAUAGCCAGCAGCGUCACCAUGGGAGCUCCCAGUCUUUGCGUAAGCACGCUAAUUUUCCAUAUUUUCAGCUUAAUUAAAUGCCAGGGGGUAAAAUUUCUAUUAGGCUUGAAAGCGGUACAGGUUGCCUGAAGAGAAGCUGUUUGGGUUUUUUUAUAGUUUUUAAAACAAUUUCAUACUGUUUUCUGGUGAUUCUGUUGUCUUAAAUUUCAGCUGGUGUAGAGCACAGUACGGUGACAAUGAACUCAUUUCCCUCGGUGUCUCUGGGGUCGCAAGCGCGUGAGGGAGGGCUGAGUCUCAGGGGUGGGAGAGGUGACCCGGGCCAAGAGUCUCCUUCGGUGGCAGGUGAUCUUGGAGCUGUGGAAAGGCAGGGAGAGCCGAGAAGGCAUUUUAGGUUUGUUGUUUCCCCUCAUGCACUGGGUAGCCCGUCGUGUGGAGAGCAAUAGCUGGUGCUGGUACCGGCUGAAUCACAAGGUGUUGAGUGGGUUAGGGAAACAACAAAUGUCUUCUAGGAUAAAGAGAAGAAAAAGCAAUGAAGCAUUCAAACAACAACAAAAGCCAAACCAAAGUGUUUAUAAAUACAUAUGGCACAGCUUUUCUGAAGCCACGCUUGUAUUUGUUUUGAUAGCAGUGCUGGGAUGCUAUUUUUGUCUGUUUCUCACCUUUAUUCCUACUGUUAAAUACAUCAUAAGAGCUUUCCUCAUUAGGGGAAUGCAAGUUUCAGAGAGGAGAUAGUUCACUCGUCAAGGCAUUCACCCACACUUGGGAGAGGGAUACCUUUUUGGUAAAUCCCCAAUUUUUUUAGGAAAAGCUGUGUCCCAGCAGCAACUCACACUCAAUCUGCUGAGUAGCGAGGGUAGAGAGUUUACAAGAUAUCUCUGUGAUAACAGAGGGAGAAAAACAAACUGAUAACUCUUGACAGAUUGAUGGUUUCUUCCUUCAUCUACAUCUUUAUAGAUUAGCAUGUCUGUUUUCUUUUCCUGGAUAUGUUUGUUAGCACUAUAUCAUCUCACAUAAUCUGUAUGGGAAGUAUAUUUAUCCUAGAGCUGUGGGGCAUUUGUACUGUUCACUUGUCAUCAGGAAUAAUGGAGAGGACAGGUAGGAUAAUUUCAGCUGUAUUAAGGGUUGUGAGAUGCCUGCAUGUGUUUUGAUAAUGGGGACACUCAGAGUGAAUGAUUCAAAUUGCUAUUAUUGCAUAUUUGCUAAAAAUGCAUCUUUGAAAUGGUCUUUUUUCACAUUUUUCCUCUGUUGCACUGUUAAAUGAAGGGACCUCGGGUUGCUCCAGGACAGGGAGAUAUCAACAGCCACUGUGGGUGCACCCAAAGCACUACUGGGUGAGGGCGCGUGAGAGUCUCUGGUGCACAGGGAGUGGUUUAAGCAAUCCCAAAUUGCUGGUUCCCCAGUUUCCCCCUGUCUUGUACACACAACUCUGUUGAGCAUGGGGAGAGUCUUUGGGCACAGUCAGUACCAGGAACUGAUGCAACGUUCCCAGUCACAAAGGGACUUCACCUUGGGAACAGCCAGCCUGGGAUUUAUUUCCAGACCUAUUGAAAGAGCUGGUCUCCAAAAGCCCCCUCCUAGUCGUUAUCCUGUGGCCCAGCCCAUCUGCAGGUAAGACUAUGACAGUUAACUUUAUUUUGUAUUCAGGUGCCAAAGGAGCCUUUCCUGCUGUCCUGCUGCUUUGCCAGAUGCUCUGUUGUCUGCUGUGACAUUGAUUCCUCCUUUCUAAGUAUAACUCUUCGUAACUGCUUUCACUACAUUUCAUCUUACUGAUUUCAUAGCACUUCCACAAUCAUCAAGAGCAUUUUGAAUUCUGGUCCUGUCCCCCAGAACGUUUGCAGCCACUCCCAGCAUCCUGUCGUGCAUGAAUUACAUCAGCGUCUCCUCUGCUCCAGCCCUGAGUCCGAGCAGGCGCUCGCCGCUGGGUCUCCACCUCCCCUCUCCCCUCAUCUCCACAGCCCAUGGUAAUAACCACUCCUUGGCUGACAAUUUUUAAUGCAAUUCAUACUCGCAUUGUGUUGAUUUUUUUAAAACCGCACUUUUUGAGUGUUCCUUGUGAGACUGUUUUCUGGAAUUGUGCAUAAAGCCUUGCUCACCGAGACCCGAUGUAUCUCAUCCUGCCUGGCCGAUGAGGUCCUGCGCCUGCCCUCCCCCUUCUCUUCUCUGACCAAAUCCUUACAUUUGAUUUUAUUUUUAUUAUUUAUUCUUGAGAAAUAUAUAAGCUUAUAUUGGCUAAGUCUCUUGGGCCUCCAUCUAACCUUCCAGGUGAUGACAACUUGAUUGAUGAAUAAUAGAUUCCAGUGUCUUUCCAGCUGCUGAAGGGAGCUAUAAUUUCUCAAUGCAUCCCUUAAAACAGAAGCAGCAUCUGCCCUUUUCCAGGAGUCAGGCUUCAAUCAGCCCGGUUGUCUUUACAUUAUUGAAAACUUCUUUUCAUUGUAAUAUACUAAAAGAGUAUUUGGAAAUAAGCCAUUCACACUGUAUUAGCGUGUGGAGUGGGAGCCCAGUGGUUUGGGCUGCAGAAUCCUAUAGGUGAUAUUCCCUGCUCUGGAAAACUUUACUAUUGAAGUAGGCAAGGUGCACAACUGAAAGGACUGAAAACAAACACAGAAGGAAAUUAAUUGAUUUGCUGAGGUAUAGCUCAGUCUCUCUGAAAUCCAGAACAAACCUUUGUCAUUCCUCCAAUAGCAUUCUUUUUUAGGGACUGUGGAAUAUUUAGAAAAAUGAAACUAGUCCCUUGGAAAUGUUCCAAAUUGAAGAAUAACAUGAAAUGGGAUUUUACCGUUUCAAAGAUGGGCGUAUUAAAAAUUCACUAAAAUAAAAUAAGAACUCUGCAAACAGGUUUUUUUUUAUUCUUCUGUACUUAUAAUUUCAGUGUAGAAAGAAGCUAUCAAUAUACUUGCCUUAUAAUGUUAGUAAAAAGAAAUGCUUGGAGAAAGCUGAAUUUCAUCUCCUGCCAUUACUGUGGAUGCAAACAAAAAGUGGUUAUGAAUCACUUUUCAGUGAUGGAGGGAAUUUAUUUGUCCAUUUAUUUUACUGGAGUGUCUGCUGAAAUUGAAGUUCUUGAUUAAUGAUCUGCAGGAGGAAACACUGAGAAAAUCUGCUUUUGCAGCCGCAAGGAAACUUGGCAAGGAGGUCGUGGGUUUGUACAACAGCGACCCUGGGAAUCCAGACUCACGGCGGAGGGCAGCACUCGGGCAGCACUCGCUGCCGAGCAAAGCCGUUGCUCCUGUUACACGUGUACAUGGGUAAGGUUGUUCAACAGCCCUGUUGUCAGAAAUAAUCAUUAAAGUAAUUCUGCUCGAAAUAUCAACAGAUCCAGGUUGGUGCAGGACAUGACGGCCGUUAUUCCUCAGAAGCUUCUCUCUCUGACAAAAGAACAGAGCUGGUGCAGAGCAAAUAUUAAAUAAAGAUAGCACAGAGACAAGGGGGAUCUGGUGGCCAGCAGUAACUGUGGCUCUUGCGCAGCUCAUCCUUGACAACAUGGGGUAUAAAUUCUCCCUUCUGCUAUCCUCCGGCCUGCACUGCUCCUCACCUUCUUUGCUCCUUAUACCUGCAGUUACAAAAUGCAGAUAUGCCAGACAGAUGCUUUCCUCCUACCUGAGAGCUGUGGGGCCAGAAGGGGAUUCAGUCUUAAUUACUGCCUUGCUCUUUCUCCUUUUUUAUCAGUUUCAGGAUUACCAGCAUUACAAGGUGAUAACAAAUUAAGUCUUAUCUGUGUGGAAGAUUUUACCAAAGUUGGUGAACGUAUGCUUGUGCCGAAAAGAAAAAGAUAUGCAAAUAAAUGAAAUGUAUGCGCUCUCCUUGCAGAAGCCUGGCAUCAACAAAGAGCAUCCUUAUAAAUACAUGGUUUUACCUGAAAACAGAUUGUUACUCACACAGGUACUUGCCAGGUGUGCCCUGAUCAAGCCCAAUGGGACCUAUGUGCAAGAUGAAGCUCACCUCAGCGCGGAGCGUGUUCCUCAGCCGACUGCUCCAGCCCGCGGCCGUUCACUGCGCUGGAGGUGAGGGGCUGACCCAGAAAGCAGGGCUGUAGCUAUGAGAAACUUGCAUAUUGUCCAAAGACAUUGCAUACUAAAAUCUCUCCUCUGCAGUGCGAGCUAGCUAUUCCAUCUGCGUUUUGGGUAGGAGAGCUUACCUGGAGGAUGUGGGCUGGGAACCUGCACCACCAGCAUCAGCACAGGCAGUCGGCAGCCAAACUGCGCACUCUGGGAGGAACUUCCAUAGCAGCAUUAGUGGGUCGAGGUAUUUCACAUCCCUAUGUUAAAGACGAAAACAUUUUUCUGCAGAGGGUCUUUCUGUGGUAUAAAGACGUUCACUGGAAAAUCCAAUUUGCUAUUGAAAAGGUCUUGACCUUAAAAACUUCAUUAGUCCUAUUGAGAAGUUUGCUGGGUCCUGGGCAGGCUGAGUCCUUUCAGGUCCCUUAUUUGACUUGAGCAGGACUUCACGCAAAUCUUCUGUGGCAAAAAUAACUGGAAUCAAUACUUAGACUUCGUCCUAGAGAAUGAGAAGUGUGACAAUGUGUUAGCUGUGAUUGAUAUCCCUUUACAUCAUCAGAACUGAUGAAGCAUUUUAUGGGAGAAAAGAAAAAACAACAAAUCAGAGAGUGUUCCCCUAGGCUGACGAGUACAUGUGGUGUGAUAAAAUACUAUUAUUAAUCUCAGCUGGGGGCGAAUAAUGGAUUCGGAGCAGAAAAAAGUCAGCAUGAAAAAAACCUCCAACCACUUGGAAAAACAUCUUGAACAUGAAAGCACAAAGCAGCUGUUCCAGGAGGCUUUCUGGGUCCAAAAUACUGCUGAGCAUCAACUGUUUUGUGUGCAAUUACUUCUCUGUAUUAAAAAUAACACACUGAAGCGUUAAAUUGAAGGCGUUUACAGUAUUUAACAAACCACUUGUUUACGUAUAUGCACUUGCUGACUGGCUGUGGUCGCUUCUGGAGAGCAGGCAGCUGUGGGAGGGCUGUCCCGGAGACCUGUGUUUGGAAGGCUGCAAUAGUUUUUGUCUGAGCAUGUAUAAUUAAUUUAAUCUUAAAUCAAUUGACAAUAUCAAUAAUAAAGCACCUCUUAAUGGACUUUCGACUGGUCAAGUGUCAAGGCAGAUUGUGCAGCAUGGAGUGAAAGGAGGAGAACAACUUCCCUCACUGCGUAAGCUCGUUGCAGUGCAUGAAUAAAUCAUUCACUCUUGCUGGCAACUGGUUUAUUCUGCCCUAAGAUUUCUGAAGUUAACUACCUUCUAAUUUGACACAUGCCUGCAGUUUAAAGGCAGCCUCAUCCUCUUAAGAAAAAGCACCUAAUUUAUGCAUGGCUUUUAAAUUUUAAUAAAAGAGCCUGCUUAUGAACUCUGAAAAAGAGAAAUUGCUGGGAAUGGAAGUUACACUUUCCGCUGAGCCUUAUACGAGCGGCGACCAGGAGGAGCUGCCAGCAGUUAACUGUGUCUCCAGAACCCUGAGAGCCCUGCAGUGCUGCUUUGAGUUUUUUAUUUAACUGCAUGAACUGUUUUCUGUUAUAAAGGCGCUGGGUAAGGUCUUUCUUCACUACCAUUCAAAUAUUACCUCAUACUUCCGAUCUGAAUUUCACAUACAUCUUCUGGGAAUUUCCACACAUUUCUGCUCUGAAAUGAUGCUAUCAAUAAUGCUGCUGUGCUCUCUCCGCUCUACCCCUGCACUGAGAGGUGCUUCCUAAUUUCUGAGCCAACGUGGAAAGUUUUAGCACAAUCGCAUUCAUGAAAAUCAACCACAGCUCUUCUGGCAAAGCUCUUCAUAAAUACCUCAAAUCUGUGGGUUUCUCACGCAUCUGGAUAGCAACCUUUCCUAUAAUGAAUGUCUCUGUGUCCAGUCAUCCCUUCGUUGCAGCAUCAGGAAAGAUACGGGUAGAUGUUACCAUUUGCCUAGAUGUCUGAGAAGCAAUUUCAGGCAACAGGGAAGUUCUGGCCUGGUAGUGUUCAUCACUUCAUUUCUAGCAGAGAAAUUAGUCAUGAUGUAAGUAAAUAAUGGAGAGAGUGUAAAAGGCAGAGUGAUGCAGCAUUUCUCUUCAUCUUUUGAUUGCUGCCUUGCAAAAGCCAUUGCCAUGGAGAAGCGCAAUCUGCAGCACGGCCACUUUCUCUGCAGACGGAUGGCAGUGUGAUUAGUCAGGAGAUCACCUUCUGAGAAUGCCUGCCUGGUUUUAUAACCAGAAUCACCUCCUCAUUUUAUAAACAGAUCUUUUAGCAGCUUCUAAAAGGCUUUCCCCUCCAGUCACCCGUGCUCCCACACCCCUGCUGAUGGAGGUUUUCUUUCCUGCUCCCUCCUGGUUUCAUAGAGACUGGGAAGUCCAUAAGUGCAAAACAACUGUGAAAUUGGUUGGCACACACCACAUCUCCAGAACUGAAUGGCUGGGAACGUGUAACGUGAUUUCCAAUCCAAUGUUCCAGGUUAAAAGGAUGGAAACGCACCGUGUAACUGUUCAAGGUUCAAGGGCCUCUCUGAAUCAAGCUCGUUGUCCACUCAAAAUUUUGUAACCAGUGCAUCGCUCUUAUUGAGGGGACCCACCCCACCCCUGGUAGUGUGUCAAAAAUUCCCAUGCUCUUUAGAGGUACCAGUAAAUCACACUUAAUGUGUAUUGAAUUACUCUUCCAUAUAUGCUGUUCGUUGAUUAUUUAGGUGUAAAGUGUGUUCUCUGCUUACUGAAACUGCUACAGGCACAGAUGUUGUAGGACGAGAGAGCAAAACAACACAAAAGUCUUGGGGAUUUCAGCUUGAGAAAACUGAAUUUUAUGUCUGUCUCGGGUUUUUUGGUCUAGAUUACUGCUGUCACUUCAUAAAAGAUGUAUUAAAACACUCUUCUUGUAUGUGUGCAAAGACUUGGACGGACGUUUGUGACAGUGUCUGAGAUCCAUCUCGUGCACCUUUUCAAUUUAGCUUCCAUUGUGGUUCAGGGCCAUGGGAAAAUGACUUUUGCUGCUCCUUUCAUUUCAUAUUCAUUCAUCAUUUUCCUAUGGUAACUACGUAGAGUUGUGCCAUGUGUUAUUCAGCUCAGCCACGCAGAAAGCUGCCAAAGUUAAAAAGCAAUUUUUUUUACGGAACCAGGAGCUGUUUCUUGUCACGCUUCAUGAAAGUGAAAAGUAGCACUGGCUCAAAACCUGUGGGUUGUAUUUUUCCCAUUCCUCACAUGUCCUUGAGAUUUCAGAAAGCUUUCUUGCUCAUGCUGGAUGGAAAGCACAAGCUUUUGAAGAUUUUCAUAGAAAAACAACCCAAACAUGGUGUUUGAUGUAGAGCAAAUGGCACUUAAUGCGAGGUCGGGAAAACACGCUUUGGUAAACAGAUUCUUUUUUGGUUUAGCAGCAGCCAGCCUGGAUACAAGGAGCUGUAUCCACUGCAGAUGGUGAAAGUCUGUCCUGGGUCUGGCAUUUUCAUUUUCCUGUCUUGUCCUGGAGUCAAGCAGAAUUGACUGCUAGGAGUCAGUUCAAGUAACGUGUAGGAUGCUUUGGCUGCUCAGGUGAUGCCAAAGGCCUCAAUCCCAGCGUUAAUAAAGACCCAGACUGUUAUUGAUUUCUCUCUGCUGUCCUCACUGAUAAACAGGUCUCUCUGAGUGGUGUGCACUCCUGCUGCUUAGAUGGAAAGUGAUUGUAAGCACUUGUGACCCCCAAACACGACAGUUUGGGACAUUUUUUCUUCGGUUAAUGAGUUUGUUUUUUACCCCAGCUAUCUGUCUGCCUGCCAGUUAAAUUUGAUCCUGGAUCCCUCUCUGCUCUCUUGCAUGAGCUGCAGAAAAGUGCUUCCGCCCGAGAGGUGAAGCAGGGAGCGGUCGAUCAGAGCAGAGUUUGGGUAUGUGUAGAGCAGCAUCCUCACCACCCAUGUGUAGGGUUUCCAGCUCCCCAUCGUGCUAGUCUGGGGGCUCACGAGUGAUGCUCUCAUUUCCAGGGUGUCUGGAGGAGUCUCCAUCCAGUCUUCUGCUUACAUAGGAAAGUUUGCCUAAACCGAUCUCUGAGGUGAUUUUUCAGGGUGAUGCUUUGGAGACCUGCAAUAAUUUAAACUAUCUUUUCAGAGCUGACACUAAAUCUAUGGAAAUCAAUCACUUCAGAAAACCCAUUAUUCCUUAAUUGCAGGACAUGCGAGUGCCCAGCUUCAGACAUUCCCCAGUGGGUUGAGGGAUUGGGCAGCUGAAGGUAAGAUUUAUUUUGAUGUGCAGCAGUGGCAAAGUGACUGCAAAAGCGGAGCUGGGGCAUCUGUCGAGCUCCAGCCUCCAGCCCACACCAGGGAACAGUGACUGCUGGAAUGCUGCUGGUGUGACCGUGAGCCCAACUGCCUCGGUGCUGGGGAGGGGGUGUCCAGGAAGGGGUCUGGUCCAAAGCAGAAUUGGAGACAAGCCCAGGGAAGGCUGCAAAGGGGAUGAGCUCAGGUGGUGCAUUUUCCCACCUUAAUAAAGCUCGUAGGCUGACAGGGAGUUUUAAAGGAAAGGCACUUCUCUUCAGAAGAGGCAAAGUGAAUGGAGGUAGGGAGUAGUGAUGAUGGGUGGUCAGUGUUUUUCAUGAGUUUCCAACAAGCCCAGCUUCUCCCUGCAUCGCUCUGGGAUUCCAGAUCUGCAUUUAUAGCUGAAACUGCUGCAGAGGAGGACGAAGGGGACCAACCCACACCCAAGCGCAGGUGCACAGCACCCGGGCACUUGCUUUCCAAACCAGAACAUGUUGUACUCUGCCAUGUGGGAAUUCAGUUCUGGCUCUGAUGGAUGCUUCUACUCUGAAUUAUCCAGUGGCUUUUGAGCCUGGCACCCUGUGUGAAGCAGGCUGGAUUAUACUUACAGAUCAGUGCUGCUGUGAUACCACAGCAUGGUGACAAGAUGCUCUGCAAAAUACAGAGAAGCAAAGGCAGAAACUGUAGGGCAAAAAAGACAUUUACAUUUUUUACUUAGAAGAGAAAAAUAAACAUGGGAACAUUUCCCAGGAGAAGAACAUGUUAUGGUAUAUGUGUAAAACUGCAGAGGGUGCACGUCUGGUAUUUGCAGAGACACGUCUCUCAGCCCUGAGCCACUCUUGGGUGGUGCUGCCCUGCUGGGCACCUGCACCCCGGACUGAUUUGUCCCAAACUGUCAGAAUACCGAACCUUUUCCCGACACUUCAUGUCAUGAAAGAUCAAAACAGCGGGAAACAGUUUUGUUUUUUUUUUUUUGGUUUUUUUUUUUUUACUGCCUUUUCAACCACAAAUAUAAUAUCUUUGAGUUUACUGAAAAAAAGCCAUUUAUGAUGUUUCUGCUGAAGAAUUUAAGCCAGCUUUACUGGGCGGGAGUGGUUAAUGGUUUCUGUGAGGUGUUGGUGUUGCCAAGGCAACACGGUGGAUGGGGUGGAGAUCUGGUCCACAGGUUCCAGGGACUCCUGCGCUGUGGGACUCUGCGCUCAGAUGAGCCGUGGCAUGUUCUUCAUUUUAUUUUGUUGUAGCUACAGCGCUUAAGGGUGGUUAUUUAAUAAAGUUCAUUACGAGAAUAAUAAAUUGGUAAAGCUUAAAUUUGAUGGACUGUGGGAUGUUUGCUACUUUUGAGAUGAUGGAGACACUUAUUGGUAAGAAACUUGAAGGUUCAGUGCAUUUUAAUACAAAGCACAUUUCUGUCUCUUCACAGCAAUUAUUUGAUUAGCAUUGUUUAUCUUGGAGUCAGAACUUGGAGUGCAAAUACGCGUUCACACACUGAGUUCAAACAGUUGAUGUAGGUGAGUGGCAAUAAGGUCUAAAAAGCAGAGGCAAACAGGGAGAAGGAGAGGGAUAAGUAAGGGAGUUCAGCACCUGCCGUAAGGGGAAUUCAAGGCCAAUGUCGUCGUUGUGUCACCUCCCACCCCAGGUAAUGAAUAAAAUACCACAAAGUGGAGAUCUUUAUGCAUAUGGCCAACAAGAAAGACAACAGAGCUGUUAUAGGAAUAAAACACAUAGCUGCUGCCCCCUUACUGGGGCUGAAUUGUGAGGCAUUUCCACGUGGAAAAUAAAUCUGGUAGCAGCAACUUGUCAUUACUGACUUUGGUUGGGCUCCAGCAAAGGGCCUUAUGCCUCCUGCUGCUGAUUUGUCUGGGUGCCCAGGCUCUACUGAAGGUAUUUAGGGCAAGUAUGUGUAACUCCAAACCAGGGAAAACCCCACUUGUUACUGGAAUCUCAGCAUUUAUACUGGUAAAUACCCACUUCUAAACUGGUGCUUAUGUUUGUUUCUCACACUGUGCUCUCACUAGAUCUUCUAGUUAAAAUGUGGCUUAGGUUGUUUUGAUUACCAUUCCACAAACAUUUCCUUGGAGGUCAUUAUUGAGCCACUGGGCUUUUCUUUUUACGUAUGGUUAAAAAGUAAAGCCAUAAAUUUAACAAAAACUCCUGUGACCUGAUUUGAGCUCCCAUGGAACUUUCUGGGCUGCUCUGGAGGUGGGUGCUGGCAUGUGUGGGGUCAUCGUGGCACUAUGUGUGGUCCAGCCAGCGUUCCCGGCACAUCCUCCCAGCCCAUUCGGGAGUUCAAAGCUGCUGAAGUGCCGCAGGCUGGUAAUGAUGGUGAGAUAUUUGCUUCAUUCCUCGAGGUGCAAAUGUAAUGAAGUCAUUGGAUUUGACAUCCUUUGGUACCUGCUUGCAUGAUGUUAUGAAAACUGCCAGGCCUGGCUCUCAGGAAUUGUGACUCCAUGAGCUGGGAUCACAGCUGGGAAGAGCAGCAACUGUCCCAGCAAGGGGACCUGUCAUGGAAACCAUUGUACAUGUGUAUGCGACAGCCUCGUUAUGGUCUGAUUAUCUCCAAAAGCAGUAAACUGUUGUUAACACGACAAAAGGUUAAUGCUCCCCUGUACACAUUCCCAAUCUCUUUAAUCAGGCAGGCAUCGUAAAGGCAAGAGUUAUUGCAAUCCUUAGGCAUACAGUGCCUCUGUAGAAAUUUACUCUGCGUCGUAUAUUGUUUACAGCUACACUCUUUAUCUCUGUGCUAUAGAGAAAGAUGAUUUCAUGCUAAGAAGAACUGUCAUUGGUCCCUGGUCUUUUCUUGACUGUGACUGGACUGACGGUGGUGUUGGGGCAUGAUGUUGUAAGCUCCACCCAGCUAUGUACAGCACAGGCGAUGAAUAGCAUUCCCACUGGAAGUUGGUGUUUUUCAAGUGCAAUGGAAAUGAGAAAAAAAAAAUACACUCACAAUGCCCAGGUUCAGAGCAUUUUAGCCUGUCUCCUAAUCAAAAGGAGCUGGUUGUUCCGUAAUGACAGAUGGGGAGAGAAACAGAUUUCUUCAGCCCACUGGAAAUGUGAGAGUCCAGGUGUUCAAAGGGAGAAACAAUUUUAGACAAGCGUGGUCCUCCAGUCCUGUGGGACAACGGGGCAGGCAGAUUGCUGUACUGCAAUGGAUCUAGAACCAUCGGUAAAACUAGAAAUGUAGGCAAUGUACAAAAUAGAAAAAACCCAGUGGAUGCUUCAGGUCUUUGUAACCUUUGAGCCAGCAGAGUUGGGAAUAGCAGAAAAGCAUCCAGCUGCUUGAAGGCUGCCUGCUCCCUGUUCUGGGAAGUUCUCUGCUCUCUACAGUCAGUGAUGUCCUACUCACAAUCUAAACAGGCUUCAAACAGAAAUGCUUCCUUCUUCUAAAGGGAAAAGAGCUGAGGCGGUAGACAACUGAAAGCUGUUCUUUACUUAUUUCUAAAAAAUAAAAUAGCCUAUUUGUACAUUGAUUUAUCAAGCUUAUCCCAACCAUCUUCCAGCCAGGAUUCACAAUCCUUCUCUUUGUUUCUCGCCAUGCUACAGCUCACAGAUGUGGCUUUCAUAGUGGAAAUCAAUACAUCUGCAGGAUGCCUUUGGUGCUGGUACAGUCCAUGGCUUCUUUGAUUAAACUCUACUUAAGCAUAAUUAUCUGGAAAGCCUUGCUAUUUCCUUGGCAAUGCUCACACAGCUUUCCAACCAGGAAGCAUUUUAUCAGGGCAUUAGAGCCCCACAGAACACAUGCUGGAGAGAGAAAAUUACCAUCCUCAGGACAAGAAAACAUUUGGAUAGCAUCCAGCUUUAGGAGAUGAUAUGGAAGCAGCCACUUAUUUGUUUCUGCACCUAGCUUUGAGGGCAGACAUUGGCUUCUUUUGAAUUUGGGCGUUCCUACCAGAGAUCAUGAUUAUAGGUUGGCCCCAUGGGGGUUGUGGCAAGGGUGGACUUGACCUACUACAAAACCUGGGUUUCUUCUAAGGAAGGAAGCUGCUGGUGAUGCGCAGAGGCAGGCUGCACCUGGAUUCAGGUGGAGAUGUUGCGGUCGUGUCCCAGGCACCAUGUCCCCCGUCCCCAGCCCUGCCCCACUGAGCCCGGGUGCAGGUGGGUGUCUCUGCCCUGGGGGCCGGGCAGCUUGGGCACCCCCACUCCUCUGCUUUGUUGCUCCAAUUCACGCCAUACGGUCAGAGUAACAGAACAAUUUUCAGUGCGACAUUAUCCUCUGGCAAUCCAUGACUCGGGCAUUCUCAGAACAGGGAACAGAAGGAGAACCGUCAUGUUAACAUUUUAGCUGACUCCAACCUCCUCCCUUCUUCUCUUUUUCCAAGGCUGUGUGUAAAAUCCACCUCUUCUUCCCUCCGCUGCCAGCUGAAACGGCCGCACAGCACUUCCCGUAGUAUGUGAAAAACCCUGCUUUUCACAGGGAGGGUCUGAGUCACCAAAUGUUGGUGUGAAACGCAAGGCAAUGGGUGAGUCAGGAUGAUUGCUGUGGGCUUCAAAGGAGGUGUUUUAAUCCUAUGGUGCUCUGCCAAAUCAAAACUGCUAUUUCGAAAGGUUUCUGUCUCUGCAAAGUGGGCCCAUGCUGGCCACAUGCCUGCAACCAGAUCUCAAUCCCUUUUUCAUUUGUUGGUGAUAGGUACGUUAGGAGCUCAAGACGUGACUGUUUCUGUGGCUAAGGGAUAAAGCUGGAUUAGUGGGUACAGCAGGAAAAAUCUCUAUACAGGCAAAUUUCUGCAGUUACAGAAAGCAGCGAGCGGGAUUGUUAGUUACACUAAUUCAGAUCACUUUUAUCCAGAAUAUGAAAUUCCCGUGUCCUCUGCUUUUAGAGAUUUCUCAGUCCCGCUCUGGAGGGGCCCUGGAGCAAAGGUUCUCCCUGCGCGGCACCUCGUCUGACAGUGGUGCCACACACUCAGCUGAGUGCCUGGGCAGUCACACAGACCCUGGCCAGGUGCUUCUCUGGUGGUGGCACCAGCACCCACGUCCAUAUUGUCUGUUCCAAUAAGUGAAUCUCCAGACAUCAGUUUUUUCCUCUACCACAAAGUUCUUUUGGUGUUUUUGUUUCUUGGAUGAACUUCCCAGCCAUCAAUGGCUACCUGAUAAAUACCUGAGUGUUCCGGUGUCUCUAAUCACUCAGAAAGUCACUUGAGAGAAAGAGAAGAUAGCUUCCAGCACCUCUCCAGAGGCCAGUAAAGCCUUGUUGAAAGCUAAAAUGGGAGAAUAUGAUAGACCAGAUAAAAAAACCACUCUGUUUCCAAGCAAUGAAGAUAUUCUUAGGCUCACUCAUAUUGCCAAUUAAAGAAAGUAAAAGAAAAGAGCUGUCUGUCCUUUGGACUAGCAACAGCCAGCACAACUCUGGUAAAAAUAAUUUGAAGCAGCUUGCAGCAGUGGGUGAGGCUCAACACCCAGCUGGAGAAACACCCAGCUCAACGAGGUGGGAGCCUGAGCUAUCCCAGCCUGAGCACCAGUGGGAUGCUGCAACUCCGUGUCCAGGCUCCCUCUGACAGAGCGGCUGCAGCCCUGGCCACGCACUGCGGCUCUUGCAGGGCUCGGGGAUGUGGGUCCGGCUCUGCUCCCACCGCCCUCAGCAGGGCAGAAGCUCAAAAAGGAGACAGAGCAAAGGAAUUCAGUUUUGGCUGGUUUGUUGAAUACAGAUGCUUCCCUUGUCUGUGGCUGCCCUGGAGGCACGUGGAGUUCCUCAGAUUUACCCGUUGUUUCCUCGGUGCCAGAGGAAAUACCGCUUCCCUCACACAUGUGGCAGCCUUUGGUGGAAUAGGUGCCUGUAGUUUCAACUUCUGCUGUGUACCUGUAAUGUUUCUUCAGAGUCUGGGGAAAAGAUACUGCUUUAAGUUUAUUCUGUGACACUUCAAAGCAGUUCAUCGCUUUGGUUCAGUACCUGCACUGCAGUUUCUGGAGUCUGGGCCCCCCCAGAGAUGAUCAACGAGAAAUUUUAGUGAUCAGCCAUACCAGUCUGCUUGGUUUUUAGGCUUUAUUGAAAAAGAUAUAAACAAUUCUGUAACCAGCAAAACAAAAUAUUGACCUGUUGCAGCUGUAUCUUCCCGUACAAGAUGUGCAGGGAUUUCUUUCCUGCUGAGGUUCACUCAUUUGUUGUGGACACUUGCUACAUUAGGCUUUCCAAAAGCUUCGUGGCUUGGUGAGAGAAGGACCUACAGCCAAGAAACAAACCUCCUCGCCUCACUUAAGGAUACUGGAAGAAAAUUUGCAGUACUGGUACUGCCUUUGCGGUUUGUCUUCAAGCGACCAAAAAUGACAGAAAUAAUAAAUAACUAAAAUAUCAUGAAAUACUGGCUUACUAAGGAUUUGGGGUUUGCUAUCUGCAAUGUGUUGAUGAUUAAAGUGCUAAUAAUAUCUCAUGACGUUUGAGGUUUACUUGGGUUAUACCUCCUUCCUUUUGAUCAUACAAGCAACUGCACACGGAUAAUUCGGCCAACACAGACUUUUGUCUAAGCCUGCCUCAAGGCCCACGACAGGUUAACCACUCCAGCUGUUUUAUAACCCAGUUUGACCAGCUUGUUGCACCUUCCACUGUUCCAUACAACCGAGGAAGUCGAAUAAGCCGAGCGUGCAAGGAAAGCACAGAGAACACUUCAUGUCUCCAGCGGCUGCUGAAGCAUUCACCUUCGUGUCCUUUACCAGUUGUGUUUGCAAACAUUUCCCAGGGCUUCCCCACCCCCCCGGCUGCUUUUCACACAAGUGUUUUAGGAGCAAUUUUCUUUGUACCGGUAUUUGUAUGUGAAUUCUGGAAUUUGUACACAAAGGCGGCUGUCUGUGGUCCAUCUGUUGUGAAACAUGCCAUAAACCCGAAGAACUGAGAACACGAUGCAGUCUGGGCUGUGGACACACACCUUCACUGGCUACAGCUGUGCUGGGGUGAGCUCUUUGCCCAUUCCCAGCUGCUGAUCCUCAUCUCCAUCCACCCACAGAGCUGCCUGCUAUCACUCUCUAAUCUCUUUCCUCCGGAAUGAGCCUAUUAAGCAAAGAGCUACCCUUUAAAUGGCUUGAAGCAAGACGCUCCUUUGAUUUGCUCUCCGGUCUGUGUCCAGCGUCUGACCAGCUCUGUGGGUACUUCUGGGCCAGCAGCUGCAGAAAAGAUAAAGCAGCUGUCAUUAGCAACAACAACUCUAUGGAAGCAAAAGGAGGAUGAGGGGCCUCUUACCAGCCAGAAGAGACAAAGGGCACCUGAAAUCAGCGAGGAAACAAGGUCCCAGUUUGUGUGGCUGAAUUUGGGAUGGAAAGGCUCUCCUUGGCUGUGCAGUCAUCAUUCAGAUUUGGCGCUGGGGCUGUAAUUGAAAUCAUCUAUUUGAAGCUUGCUUUUCUGCUCAAGCUUGCUGGUGGAGCUCCAUGGCAUCAAGCAGAGCCCUGAGGUAAGAAAAUGCGGUGCUGGAGGUGGCCACAUCCCUGUGCUGCUGCCAGCCGUGAACCGAGGCUGUGCAACUGGUGACAAAUUUGUAUAUUUAUUAAUUUAUUAUUAACUGUAAUGACAGCAUAUUGCUUCUGUAGAGAUGAGCUGGCUAGUCUCUUAGGCAUGGUGGUGGGGUGUAUUCCUUCAUUUCCACUCUCCAGCUGCUGAGGAGCAGCACAGGGCAUUUUGGCAGCUUGGUCUGACGGCGCCCAGUUAAUCACUGGUCACUCCUGCUGUGGCCUGACCAGCCCUCGGUCACAAUACAGUGGGCAGUGACAUGCAGGGCUGGACCCAGCAUCUCUUGCUGUGGCCCUCCUUGUUUCCUGGAGCCCAUAAGGUGCUGGAGCUUUUCUAAUCCACAAAGCAAGCAAAAUCUGAGCAAAGUUUGACUGAAUGAGGCUCAGUACAUUGAGAGAAGACACAGCUGAGACUGUGAAACUAUACCACGAAAUCCUACUUUGAUUUCAUGUUCUAACUCAUUAAAAUGCCAUUGUCACUUUUCUGUUUAUAUAUUUGUGUGUGCGUGAGUUUGCAGGUAUAAAGAAGUUUGUUAAUUAUGAAAAAAAAGUGGCUUGGCAUUUAGAGCCGUCCUACCCAUUCGCAUCAAGCUUAAAAUAAUUGAUGUUUCUGUAACAGGCAAUAGAUGAACUGUUCUAUAUUCCUUGUCCUAAAGGAGAGUGUUAUAAACUCUGCUGUCAAGAUACAAAGACUCAAGAAUGCUGUUCAAUAAAUCAUAGCCAUUAGGAAGUGUGGCAUCAGUUUUUUGUUGAUGUUUGGACUAUUUUAAACAUUUACUCAAUUAUUCUUUUGUGUGCUUGAGUAUCUGCAGUGGUUUUGACGCGGUGAUGAAGCCAGGAGCUGGCCCGUCCAGCCUGACCCACCGCUUGCCGCACCACAGCCUCCUGCUCCUCCAAUUUCUCAGCCGAGCAGCCAAGCUGUACGGCUUUGCCUCCAUCCGCAGGCAGCUCGUCUGGUGCCUUGGCAGCACAGGGGGGCUUGGACCACCCGUACACAGUGGUAACAGCUGCCUUCAUCGGCCUCACAUUAGGGAGCAGACGUCUUCCCCAAGCAAAAGUGAUGGAAAGGAAUAAACGUUCUGUAGUUAAAAUUGAGUUAAAAUGAGAAAGUGGUGCUCACAUACAGGCAGCAGCGGGCAACAAGUGGAUUCAUUUAGCAGGGAAAAUGCACAUAUUUAACAGGGACUCCAGCUUGCAGAAUGCUGAUGAGUUCCUUGGUGCAAAGUAUGAACUCUCCAUGGCCAAGCUGAGGAGGCACCAGGCAGAUACCUGUCUAAGGGAUUGUUAUAAAUUUGCAUUCGGUACCAUGCUGAUAACAUUUUCCUUGGAUUGGCUGCACCACUGAAAAGAUGAUGUUUUAGAUAGAAUAUACUUCUUGGAUUUCUGCAGGGUGGAGGGGAGCACUUGCCUCCUUUUUCACAGGUACUGAAGACCUUCCUAGGAAAGACUGUAGUCAGGGGGAUGUGGUUUUUUUGCGGGUGGUAGGCUGGCCUGGUCCUGGACACCUUGCUGUGCCCAGCGUGAGGGCCAGUGUUGGUGCUGGGGUUCCUGGCGUGUGUGCAGGAGAGGGAUGCGCUGCCUUCCCUUGGUGGGACUUGCAUUGGCUUCAAGCCUAGCGAGCAACCCAGUGCCAACACCAUCACCACUGCACAGUGCGCUCCUUGAGCUGUGCAGAAUUAAGCAGGCGAGUUGCUUUCUGAAAUGAGCCGCACAUGUUUAGAUUAACAGGCAAAUAAAGCGACUUCAAAUUAAAAAAAUAAGAAAAUGCCUGUUCAUUAAUUUCAGUUUUACGGCAUAAUUGAUUUGUGAGGGGUGUGCAUGUCUGGUAGCUCGCUCUGAUUACUUUCCCGAUGUUGAAGAAAUCCACAACAAUCAUACUGAUAACAAACCAUUUAAACAUAUUCAAUCCAAUUACUGGUAAUUCCUAAAUAGCUCAAUAUUGCACAUGGGUUAGUUUAAUUUUUAUGUAAAUUCUGCUCCUGAUUUAGCAAAGUCUUAAUUGUUUAACAGCAGAUUAGACUAAAUUAUUUUAAUUGCAUUUUAUGUGAAUUUUAUGUGAUUUUUUUUUACUUCUGCCUUUAAGGAAACCAUAAAUAAAGAUUUUUGGUUUGGAUGUGGUGCCUGUUUUUCAGUUUCACUUUAGGCCACCAUAUUUUACAUCGAAGUAAAAUCAAGAUGUUGCUCAUUUCACAAGGGAUGUUUGAAUGAAAAAGGUAAAUACUGAAUUUGGGAAUGGAACUAGAGGAGAGCAAAUGAGGGACCAGAGCUUGGGGACAUUUACUCCUGAGGUCGAAUGUUGGAGGAUUUUGGCUGUUUUUUUGCUUCCUCGGCUGGAUUUUUGCAUUGUUGAGAUUUAAAUUCCCUUGGAUUAAUUCUGCCAUAGUUCUGAUGGAUGUACCUACCAACGUACCUUCACGCGGUGCUGAAGUUGUUCUGGCUGAACCUGAAGCAGCUGCGAUGGAACUGAUGCUACAUGAAGUGCUGCCUGGGCCGUCAGGGUUGGAGGAAGGCAGGAGUCACGCUGAGCUGCGCCCGAGCGAGGCUGCGUGAGCACGAGCUCUGGAAGGCUGAAAUCGGAGGCAAACCCUCAAUCUGAGACUUCACAUAGCAGCCCAAGCUGUCUUAGCCCGUGCUGUGACAGCAGCAAGGCAGAUGCACAGGCUGCAAGAGGCAAGAUGAGAAAUACGUCUUUCUGCAAUCAGAGCGGCAGGAUCCCUGCCACGCUUCCCAGAGCCCCAGGAGAUGCUUCACACUGACUCACUGCAAUCACAGCCACGCUGAGGGGAGCGAGGUGGGUUUCACUCGCAAAGACCAUGCCUGCAGGUGUCCCAAUUUCCAUGUUAAGAGGCAAAUCUUGUAUUGAAAUCCACCUGAUUGUUUUUCCAGUAGAUUAGAGAAGGGAUGGAAGCUCCGUACUUUGUUUUUUUCCCUUUCUUUUUUUCUGACUUCAUCAUUCGUCUUUAAACUCCUAGUAGUCUGCCCUUGGAUGUCUGGAGAUGCUUAUUCUCGUGGAGCGCAAUGCGGUUGCAGCAAAGGCAACAGCAGUUCACG